CGUUUGACAGCAGCGUCGAACGAACGAACUUUUAUUGUGAAGUCGAAGCUCCUUCAAUGCUGACCCGGAACUAUAUAUAAUAUGGUUGAAUUCUGAAGGGUUUCAGGUCAUAGAUUGUAGUAAAACACGAGUAAGAAAUAAAAAAAAGUAUUCCUGGUACUGGAGAACUUAAUCAAGCGACAACAACAAAGGGACAACUGGUAAGAAUUGUUUCUUUCCCUGACCUCCUGGCUGCAGAUCUACAAUGUCCAGAUCACGUUUGUCCCUGCUUCAACUGUCCCACCUAGCAUGGAGACUCCGUAUGUUUCCUUCCGCUGCGUCACAGGUACCUGCUGAAACCUGCGCCUACAGCAGCGACGUCAAGGUGCGCUCUUACUUUCAGUACAUGAAACGCAAGCUGAUAUCCCCUCCCAGUCCUCCGUACCACCACGUGUGUCAGGUCGGUGAUCCGGUGCUGCGUUCAAGAGCUGCGGCUGUUGACCCUGCUGCUAUCAGGGGUCCUGAUGUUCAGGAAGUCAUCAACACUCUAGUCAAGGUCCUACGUAAAUUUGAGUGUGUUGGACUGAGUGCCCCUCAGAUCGGGAUACCGCUUCGAAUCCUGGCUUUGGAGUAUCCUCAAAAGAUGCUGCUUGAAUGUUUGCCCGCCUCAAGAAAAGUUUGUGAUAUUUCUGUUCAGCCACUGAGAAUAUUUAUCAACCCCGAGCUGAGGGUGCUGGACAGAAACACAGUUAUCUUCCAAGAGGGCUGUGAGAGCAUCUCAGGCUUUUCUGGCGCAGUUCCCCGCUAUCUGUCUGUGGAAGUAUCAGGUCUGAAUGAGAACGGAGAAACUGUGACUUGGCAGACCACAGGAUGGCCUGCUCGAAUCCUACAGCAUGAAAUGGACCACUUGGAUGGCGUUCUCUACAUCGACCGAAUGGACAGCAAGACUUUCAUAAACGUCAACUGGCAGGAGAACAAUGAAUGAAAAAGCAUCAGGAGUCUCUGUGAGUGAGGGACACAAAAGAAAUGCACAACGACUUCUCUGAAACUAUUCACCUGGAUGGCCAUUUUCACAACUUCUGCGGUGUCCAUUUUUGCACCUCUGUUCUUACACUUAGGGUCUGAUCUACUAAAAUAAGUACUAAAUAGCGUAUACAAAGUAUAAGUGAAGUGAAGUGAUUACAUUUAUAUAGCGCUUUUUCUCAAGUGACUCAAAGCGCUUUACAUUGUGAAACCCAAUAUCUAAGUUACAUUUAAACCAGAGUGGGUGGCACUGGGAGCAGAUGGGUAAAGUGUCUUGCCCAAGGACACAACGGCAGUGUCUAGGAUGGCGGAAGCGGGGAUCGAACCUGCAACCCUCAAGUUGCUGGCACGGCCGCUCUACCAACCGAGCUAUACUGCCCCUGGUGUAGUAUAAGGCGUGUUGCGGGUGGUGCCAAAAUGUGCUAAAUAUAGACUCAACACAGCGGCCGUAAAACAGUUUUAGGUUUGAUAAAUCACAUUGCGAGGUUUAAAUGAUUAUAAUUGCAUUUCCUCCUCCCGGCAUUGUGUUCUAAUAAUCUGCGUAUAUGCUGCAUAUACAGUACAGGCCAAAAGUUUGGACACACUUUCUCCUCAUUCAAAGAGUUUUCUUUAUUUUCACGACUAUUUACAUUGUAGAUUGUCACUGAAGGCAUCAAAACUAUGUAUGAACACUUGAUAGCGCACAAAGCUGAUUUACUAGAAUCUCUUAAAUAAGCUAAAUAGCGAGCGCAAUCCUUCAUAUACAGUACAGGCCAAAAGUUUGGACACCUAAUUCAAUGCGUUUUCUUUAUUUUCAUGACUAUUUACAUUGUAGAUUGUCACUGAAGGCAUCAAAACUAUAAAUUAACACGUGGAGUUUAUGUACUUAACAAAAAAAGGUGAAUUAACUUAAAACAUGUUUUAGAUUCUAGUUUCUUCAAAACAGACAGCCUUUGCUCUGAUUACUGCUUUGCACACUCUUGGCAUUCUCUCGAUGAGCUUCAAACACACCUGUGAAGUGAAAACCAUUUCAGGUGACUACCUCUUGAAGCUCAUCGAGAGAAUGCUAAGAGUGUGCAAAGCAGUAAUCAGAGCAAAGGGUGGCUAUUUUGAAUAUAAAACAUGUUUUCAGUUAUUUCUAGAGAUGUCCGAUAAUAUCGGCCUGUGCGUUAAACUAUAAUAUUGGAAAUUAUCGGUAUUGUUUUUUUUAUUAUCGGUAUGUUUUUUUUUAUUAAAUCAACAUAAAAAAACACAAGAUAAACUUACAAUUAGUGCACCAACCCAAAAAACCUCCCUCCCCUCAUUCACACAAAGGGGUUGUUUCUUUCUGUUAUUAAUAUUCUGGUUCCUACAUUAUAUAUCAAUAUAUAUCAAUACAGUCUGCAAGGGAUACAAUUCGUAAGCACACAUAUUAGUGGACCAGCAUGCUGCUGGUCCACUAAUAGUACGAACCUUUAACAGUUAAUUUUACUAAUUUUCAUUAAUUACUAGUUUCAAUGUAACUGUUUUUAUAUUCUUUUACUUUCUUUUUUAUUCAAGAAAAUGUUUUUAAUUUAUUUAUCUUAUCUUAUUUUGUUUUAUUUUUUUUAAAGUACCUUAUCUUCACCAUACCUGGUUGUCCAAAUUAGGCAUAAUAAUGUGUUAAUUCCACGACUGUAUAUAUCGGUUGAUAUCGGUAUCGGUAAUUAAAGAGUUGGACAAUAUCGGGAUAUCGGCAAAAAGCCAUUAUCGGACAUCCCUAGUUAUUUGACCCUUUUUUGUUAAGUACUUAACUCCACAUGUGUUCAUUCAUAGUUUUGAUGCCUUCAGUGAUAGUCAUGAAAAUAAAGAAAAUGCAUUGAAUGAGAAGGUGUGUCCAAACUUUUGGCCUGUACUGUAUAUGAAGGAUUGCGCUCGCUAUUUAGCUUAUGUAAGAGAUCCUAGUAAAUCAGCUUUGUGCACGAUCAAGUUUGCACGUUUUAAUACACGCAAACAUUUUAAUAGUGGUGAAGUGUAGGGACAGAACGGUAUCUAAAAAAAAUCUGGGUGUGCAUUGAGUAACGUGAGGAGAAGCAGGAGUUGUGUUAGACAUGGCGAGCAGACUUUUUUUUAGCAACCAGUCAGAGAUAGAGACCCAUUGUGUAGUUCUGCUGUAUGGCAGCACUUUAGCAGACCUGACAACUCUUUGGGAUUCUCUGGAUAUUUCCCUUGUUUGAAGUUACGAAUCUCGCUGAUCGUGGUGUUUUUGUGUGGCAUAAAAUAUUGUAGCUUUUGCCUGAAAGUUGAAAAGAUGACGAAGAGGUGGUCGAUCAACAAUCACUUUAUGAAAACAUAUACAACUGUAUCAAAUUCCCCACGGUCAUCCAAUCGCCACUCAGGACACAUUCAAUGACGCAAACUGUCGGAAUAUACAACUCUAAAGCAGGAA
This is a messenger RNA of Nerophis lumbriciformis (worm pipefish), 3388 nucleotides long. RefSeq names its product peptide deformylase, mitochondrial (gene pdf). Gene Ontology annotation, cellular component: mitochondrion. The record is from RefSeq and is a predicted model, not a curated record. Gene Ontology annotation, biological process: N-terminal protein amino acid modification; peptidyl-methionine modification. Gene Ontology annotation, molecular function: peptide deformylase activity. NCBI's taxonomy places the organism in Eukaryota, Metazoa, Chordata, Actinopteri, Syngnathiformes, Syngnathidae.